AUGAACGCUGACUUAGACUCAAAGAAUAUCCCGAGAGUCAAGAGAACCGGUAAAGCUAAGACAUACCACUGACUCUUUGUGAGCUGAAUAAUCGGAGGAAUUAUUGCAUUAUUUGCUGCUAUCUUUAUGCCAAUUGCAAUCAAUGCAGGACUUGGCAAGAAGAUUGAUGCAAAAAUCUUGCUGAAAGAAAGUGAAAUAGAGUACUGGGGACAUACUCCAGGAAACUAUAACAUUGACUCCACUGAGAACUACAAAGUGUUCGGGUACCCAACCAAGGAGGUAACUGAUCUCCUUUCUGUUGAGACCGCUGGCGAUCACUCUUUCAAUGUAGAGAAGAAAUACGAGAAAAUUAGCUAUAGUGUUAUUGAAGAUACUAUUACUUUUGAACAAACCCAAGAAUUAAAAGAGAAGGACAAGAAAGUUAAUGAAGCUGCUCCUUAUCUCUUGAAUCUUGGAGCCUUCUCUACUAAUUAUUUGCUCUCUGAUAAAGAGAACUUUAAGGAAAUCUAUUCUCUACUGAAGGACAGCGCUGAACAGAUGAUUGAAAAUCUUGUCCCUUAUGUCUUCUCAAUGAAUGCUUACUACACUGCUAUGAAUGACAAGAAUAUUGUGACUAAAAGUGUCCUUGCGGGUAUUAAGAAUUCUGAAGCUAUAUUUUCAGAUGAAGAAAUGGGAUUUGGUUCCAUCAAAAGUCUUUCUAAAUGGAUUAGAGCUAUCGAAGGAGGAGCCACUUCAGAUAUGUAUAAGUCUCUGCAAAGCCACUUUAGCCUUAAAGAUGCUCAGAUGGAUCAAAUAGUAGGCACUAAAUCAUUCUUGAAAGCAUUAUAUUCUGCAACACAAGUUAGUUUCGCUCUUCAGUACAACUGUAGAAAAGCUUGCGAUAAUACCACAAUGUUUGCCAUCCAAUGGUCAAGCCAAAAUGUCACCAACCUUCAAGAUACCUUUAUCUCUCCAAAGGUGAAAGCUGUUGAAUCCCUAUAUGACCUUGAUAACUCUCUUUUCGGAGCAAGACCAGAAUUUUCAUAUGCUUUAGCUAAAAACAACAUUAGUGCUGAGGCCUUAAACCUAACUCAGGCACUUAGACUUGCAUCUAUCGCCUCAUUUGACGACUCUGCUUCCAUCUUCAACCCAACUAAUCUCUACUUGUUCUUCAGUUCUUACUUGACAGAAAGUUAUGAUAACAUCAAAAUCAAAUUCAAGCUGGUCUCUAACGAGCAAUGUGAUGCUAUUUAUAAGUACUUGAUCGACUACGUUAUCCCUAAGCUUGGAAAUUAUGAAGAUAAAAAGGGCACCAAGCAGCACAAAUCCUUUGCAAACCUGGUCACUCAUGCUAUUCAGAAGACAGAACAAAAUCUAGGUGAAUUCUUGUAUUAUGAACUCUUCUCAAGGUACAUCGGAGCUGCUCUAAUUAAAGAUAAAAAGAAAUGUACAGACUUUGUGUCAAAAGGAGUAGAAAAGGAAAGGGCUGAAGCUGCCUGUGCUAAAGUUCCAUUUGAUAAGUAUGAAGGAACUACUCUGUGGUCCAAGGCUUUCAUGCUAGGACCAGAAAGUGAUCUUUUCCAACAUCUUUCGCAAGUAACAAAUCUUACAACAGAAGAGUUAGAGAAAGUGUUCAGUACCUCCUCUUCGAAGAAUUAUGGAGGUUAUGCUAAUAGUGUGAUUCAGGAUAUCUCCAAACAACUCAAAUGCUCGAAUAAACCUUGCAGCAAAGAAGAGCUUGCUCAUAGACAAUUCAUGUCUGCAGGAAUUACUUCUAAGAUAGUCAAAUACGGUGGUGUCACUGACUUCUUACAAGAGGCUGAGUCUGUCAAAGAUUGGAACUAUGACAAAGAAGUUGCCAUGGAAUACCCAUACUUAGCUAAGAACAAAUGCGAACAAGAGGAAGGCAUCAGCGAGGAAACAUAUAAGCUUCUGACAAGUGGAGAUCACAGUCUUACUCUUUACAAAAAUGCUAUUAAUUUUGUGAUAGAUGUUGAUCAAGGAGUAAACCUCUCUAAUUACACUGAGAUGUAUAAGACUGAUGCUGCCAAAUUAUUCUGUACGAUGAGAUAUAUGGUCCAAGAUUCUCUUCUAGGAGGUAUCUUAAUCAGAAAGGACUCUCUUGAUUUCAUUAACGGCUAUGAAGAUGAUAUUCUCUCUAUCCUUAGAGAAGGAGAUUUUAGUAAAGGUAGUGAUCCAUCAGUACAAACUCAUGUUUCGAUUAAUGAUGUGUACUACAACAGAACAUUGAUUGAAGAUGUCACUCUCGAGUUAUUUACAGGAAAUAGACAUCCAGAGAAGGUCAAGUCUGCUAGAUCCAUUAAUGGAGGUGUCUAUAUUAACAACGUCAUUCCUUAUUUUAACGGAACUAAUAUCACCUAUGGUAAUCUGAAUCCAUACCAGACAAACAUUAGGCUUGAAGGAACGGAUGGACUUCAGUUUGGUAAGAAUCUUGGAAAAGGUAGCAAACCUAAAUACUUUGAUGUUAAGAAGAUUCAGGAUGUCCAAUACAAAUAUGUGGAUACUAAAUCCUUCGAUGAUAUCAAUACUCUCAAAUAUGAUCUUGACCAAGACUCUCUUCAAGUGUCUCAUGAAGAUAACGAGGAUAGACUUUUCAACUACAAUGGUAUUUAUAAUAUUUCUCACACUUUCAAACUCCCCCUUGGAUCCUCAGCUGGAUAUUUCAAGGGAGUCGAAGGCAGCACCUAUGGAAGCGUAAAAAUUGAUGGAAAGGAACCCUCUUCAAUGCAUGGAAAUGUUGAAAAUUUCUUCUCUAUUGAGCCAGUUUCUGGAUUUACUAUUGAUUCAAAGAGAAACGAAAUGUUAGCUAUUGAUGUGCAUGAGAAAUAUCUGACCUUCCCUGAUCUUGAUAAAGUGACCGGUUUCAUUCCAUUAAUGAAUUCCCAAGCAGAAGUGAAGAUAAAUGAGCAAGUAUUCUUGAAUAAAUAUGGAUUUGUCAACUCUUAUGUAAAUGGAGCCUUCUAUUUCAGAGUUAUUGGGUUCCCUCUAGCUGGUUUGCUCUUACUCGCUGCUGGAGCCUUCUUCUUCCUCUAUACUCGUUAUAGAGAAAAGAAUGAAAGCUAUAGCGUGAUGAGUGAUAGUAGCUUCAAGAAUGAGCAAGAGAGACUGGUUGAGCAUACAGACAAAAAUCCAGAAAUCAAAGAAAGAUAUGAAGAGACUAAGGAUAUUCAAGAUUCUACCAGAUUAGAUAUGCUCGAUGAGGAUGAAGGUAGCCCAUAAACUAUACCUACUUCUCACUCACUUCAAUUUGUGAAUACUUUAUCCAACGUU
Molecule: messenger RNA, 3270 nt
Organism: Moneuplotes crassus
Lineage: Eukaryota; Ciliophora; Spirotrichea; Euplotida; Euplotidae
Source: the annotation of a GenBank genome assembly